Cynara cardunculus var. scolymus (artichoke) is the source of this 3203-nucleotide messenger RNA. RefSeq names its product disease resistance protein At4g27190-like. The coding region runs from base 1 to 2886 and encodes 961 amino acids. Gene Ontology annotation, molecular function: ADP binding. The record is from RefSeq and is a predicted model, not a curated record. NCBI's taxonomy places the organism in Eukaryota, Viridiplantae, Streptophyta, Magnoliopsida, Asterales, Asteraceae. The transcript has a single exon.
AUGGACAUUGUUUCAAGUAGCUUAACGGCUAUUUCCUUGUUAUGGACACCUCUUGAGAGGUGUUGCUUUUAUUCAAGAAAUUUUGAAGAACGAGCUAGGACAUUGCACUGUAAAAUGGAAGAACUAACUAGUAAAGAAAAUGAUUUAAAAGCAGAAAUCAGUACUUCCAUGGUGAACCAAAGAAAGAAGCUCAGAAAUGAGAUACAGUUGUGGCUUAAAAGCGUUGAGAAGCUUGUAGCUGAGGUUAAGCACAUUGAAACUGAAAUCAUCCGAAAAGACAGAUGCUUGAAAGGAUGUUUCCCUAAUUACCUUUCACGUUACAGAUUAGGUAAACAGAUGGUGAAGAGCAUUAAAGAUAUGAGUGAGCUUCAUGCUAAAGGAGUAUUUUCAAAUGGGCUAUUUGUUGCUUCUUUUCCAGAUACUAAGAGAAUCCUGCCAACAACUGGAUUAGUGGGACAUAAAACUCCCCACAGAGUUGCAAAGGUGAUUUGGGAACUAGUGGCUGAUAUGAAUACUAGUAAGAUUGGUGUUUAUGGAAUGGGGGGUGUUGGCAAGACAUCUAUUAUGAUGCAUAUUUAUAACCAGCUAAUUGAUUGUAAGAUCUUUGACAGGGUCAUUUGGGUUAAUGUUUCAAAGACUUUUGAUGUUGAGAAAUUGCAACUAGAUAUUGCAAAUGCUACAAACUUGGAACUCUCAGAAAAAGAAAACGUGGUAUGGAGAUCGACAAGGCUGCUUGAGCAUUUGCAUGGAAAAAAGUUUGUCCUCAUCCUAGAUGACAUGUGGCAUAAGUUUUCCUUAGAAGAGGUGGGUAUCCCACAGCCAAGCACAGAUAAUGGUUGCAAAUUUGUUUUCGUGACUCGCCUUAUGGAAGUAUGUCGUGGAAUGGAAACUCAAAGGGAAAUCAAAGUUGAGCUCUUAUCCAAGAAUGAAGCAUGGGAUUUAUUCACAACCAAAUCAGGUCCAAUUCAUUGCGAUGAGAUAGAACCUGUUGCACAGGCAGUCUGUGAAAAUUGUGGGGGGUUGCCACUUGCAAUCAUCACAGUGGGACGAGCCAUGAGGAAAAUUGACAAUAAAAGACUCUGGAAGAAUGCACUGGAAGAAUUAGAAAGCUCAAGAGCAGAAAUUCAAGGAAUGGAAGAAGAUGUGUUUGCCCGACUGAAGUUUAGCUAUCUUCACUUAAAAGAUGACCACAUCCAAGCGUGUUUUCUUUAUUGUGCAUUAUACCCAGAGGAUCACAAAAUUGAUGCUGCAGAACUUAUAGAGUACUGGAUGGCAGAGGAAUUGAUUACCGAAGUGGGAGACCGAGAAAAAGAAAUCAACAAGGGGUACACAGUGCUGGAAAAGCUUAAAGAUGCUUGCUUGCUGGAGGACAUUGGAUCAGAUUAUGUCAAGAUGCAUGACUUAGUAAGAGAUAUGGCUAUCAGGAUUGCCAGGGAGGGUCCAAGGUUGAUUAAUAAAUCUGCAAUGAAAUUAAACCGAUUGGCAAGGGAAUGGAUCGAAAACGUUGAGUGGGUCUCUCUAAUGGAUAACAGCAUAUGUGUUGUACCUGAUUAUCCCAACUGCCAAAAACUUUCUACUUUGCUUCUUCAGCGGAACCCUCUCUCUGAAAAGAUUCCUGAUUCAUUCUUUGUGCAUAUGCAGUGUCUUAAAGUACUUGACCUCUCCAAUACUGACAUCUGGUCAUUACCGGAGUCUGUUUCAACUUUAUGUAACCUCCGUGCGCUCCUGCUAAGUUUCAGUAUGCUGAAUGAGCUUCCUUCGUUAGCCAUGUUGAAGGAACUGAGGGUGUUGGACCUGUCACAUACCCUUCUGAAGACCCUACCACAGGAUAUAGACAAAUUAAACAAUUUAAGGCGUUUAGAUUUGUCAUACACUGGAGAACUGCUUACAUUCCCAUCUGGUGUUAUCCAAAAGCUUUCUUAUCUAGAGAAUUUUUCGAUAUUUAAAAGCAAAUGGAGAUGGUCAUCAAUUAGAGGAGUAAGUGAAGGAGUUGGAUUUGAUGAAAUUUCAAGCUUGUCAAGAUUAACCAGUCUCGGUCUUUCCUUUGAGGACCGAACCAGCUUCAUAGACUAUGUGAGAUCUAAGCACUGGCAAUUUCUGCAAAGCUACCAUCUUGGUAUAGGUCUGCUAUCCAUUUUUCUACCAGUCUCCAAGGGAACACGCAGUAUUGAAAUUCAAGGUUGUAACCUUGUCUGCCAAGACACAGUGAUCGAGCUUCCGAACAACAUCCAACAGUUGGCGCUGCAUGGUUGCCAUGAUAUUACUUUUUUAUCAAAACUCUCCAGCACAACCAACUUGGACCAUUUAAGAGGAUGUUACCUUUCAAAUUGUAAUGGCAUGGAAUUCAUCACAAUGGCAGGUAACCCUUUUCCGAGUCUUGAGCUACUAGUCCUACGAAAACUGCCCAAGUUAAAGGCCAUAUCUGAUGGUAUUGCAGCAAGUCAGAUAUUCGCAAAGCUGAAGACCCUUCAGAUCCAUAGCUGCAAUAACAUGAAAUAUUUGUUUUCAUCUAGUAUGCUACAAGACUUCCAAAGCCUUGAAGGGAUUGAAGUAUGGAACUCACAAUUGAUUGAAGAGAUGGUAGAAGAGGAAACUGAAGGCAAUAUUGCUACCUUAUCAGCUUUCUUACUUCCAAAGCUCCGUCGCUUGUCCUUGUCCACAUUACCAGAAUUGAAAUACAUCACAAAAAGGGUCCUGAUAUGUGAUUCCCUUGAAACAGUUGAGAUAUGGGACUGUGAGAAUUUGAGGACCCUUCCAUUCUCCAUCAGCUACUUGCCAGCCUCUCUCAAGCACAUCAAGGGAAAUAGAAAUUGGUGGGAUGGGUUGGAAUGGGAUGAAACCAGUUGCAAGAAUCUUCUGCAACCAUUUUUUGACCAAGGUACAUAAAACGGUAUCCACCAGCAGAAGUUGCGAUGAGGGAUUUCUUUCGGACCAGUCAUGUUCCUGCAUAGGGCUCGGCUUGUGUACGUUAAAUUCUUCACCUGGAUUGUAUUUCUUACUUCAUGUAACCAAACACAUUUCUUGGUCAUGUGCGAGCAAAAUAGCUUUUGAACGCUACUACUAAAAUCAGUCACUCGACCGUUAUAUCCUAUGUUUAUACCACUUUUUGCACACCAAUCCUACUUUCUGUCGUUAGUCAUUACUUUCCAACAAACCGGUCAACUUGAUGAACAGGGAAAACUUGUCCAACCAUUCUUUUUUUC